Molecule: messenger RNA, 1049 nt
Organism: Phytomonas sp. EM1
Lineage: Eukaryota; Euglenozoa; Kinetoplastea; Trypanosomatida; Trypanosomatidae
Source: the annotation of a GenBank genome assembly
GGAGUGGAUAUAUAUCAAAGGGGUCCUUUUUAGCCAGACAACACGAACUAUAUUUAUCUUUAAAUAGAUUUCCUCAAAUGCUUUUCUACAACAAAUUUCGUAAGUUUAAUACCGACAUGGGGUUAGUUGGAAAAUGCAUUGUGUGUAUCGUCGCGAUUUUGCUGGCCUUUCGUUUGUUGAACUACCAUGUGCUGAGCGAUACAUACGGACAUCAGGGGGAAAUUCUUGGUGGAUCUGUGAAUAAUGGAUACUGUUGGAGUUCAGAGGAGGAAAUCAAUAAAGGCACGGAAGAUUUGCUGCCUUUGCUCAACCGCAUAACGUCGAAGCAAUACUAUCGUUACUUCAAAGUAAACAUAGAGAGGCCAUGCCCUUUCUGGGCAGUACACUUCAUUUGUACUAGUAAGGAGAAUCCAUGUAGUGUUUGUAGGUGUGACGAAAAUAAUAUACCAAAGGAACUACAUGAACCGACGGAUAUGAGUGAAUACCCUAUACCUGAUGCGCAUAUUUCACAAAUUGUCCCACAUCCCAUUAAUGUCGAUAAUUGGGGUUCUUGGAAAACGAAGGAUGAUAAUGCAGAGUAUGUUGAUCUUCUACAAAACCCGGAGGCCAACACAGGCUUUAUUGGCCCGAUGGCAGCAAAAGUUUGGCAGGCAAUAUAUAAAGAGAACUGUUUUUCAUGCAAUCAAUCGAACCACACCGAAAGCUUUGUUUUCCGAAGACUCCUCAGUGGCUUGCAAACAUCAAUCAGCGUGCAUGUUUUCACAAACUUUUUCAGAGAUCCGAAGUUCGAAUCUCCUUUAUAUAAAAGUGGGCUCUAUAAUAAUCCCAAUAUUUCCUUUUUCCCGAAUUGCAAGUUGUACCGAGAAAAGCUACAGCCAAACAAAGAGUUCAUUCAGAAUCUUUAUGCGCUCUUUCAAUUCACUCUGCGAGCUUUAACAAAGGCGAAAUCAUCAUUUAUUGAUGAUUUAAAGUCGUUGGAUUUCACUGAAAAUUCUACUAUAGAGUUGGAACAUCAAGAGUUGCAUUCAGAUCUAAUGGAACUUUUUUAA